ACACACGAGUAUUCAUGUUUGGAAAAUUUAUUGAGUGAACGUGUCAUUUUGUCGAGAAAAAUGUCGUCAAACAAUAAAAUAAAAAUUUACUUGAUUGGUGAUCCAAGUAAAAAUAUGCCAGAACGCAAAUUACCAACUUCACAAAACGUUUUGUCUUUAUUUUUUUAUAAUUACAAAGUUUUAGCAUUGUCUAUAAAUCAAAGUUAUUCUCAAGCGAUCACAGAGGUGCAAACGCGUUGGGCUCGUGCCCAAUUACCUACAAAAAGAAAAGACCAUUGUUUAUCAAAACUCAAAAAACUUUAUAAUGAUUGGAACAAAUUAUCUAAAAGUCGUUUUAACAUAAAGUCUCCUACUCAAUUGCGUAAUGAGUCAAUUUUUUUGGAGAGAAUAAGAAAUAUUUUUGAUAUCUCUUGUCAAGAUAUUGACAAAUUAGUUACAAAAGAUCAAAACUAUUUUUUCAAGGCUCAGUGUCAGCCAACGAGACGUGGUUUAAUUAGUGCAGGUUGUCCAGAUAAUAAUACUAAUAGUGAUAAUAAUAAUAAUAGUGAUAAUAUUAAUAAUUGUGAUUAUAAUAAUAAUGAUCACGAUAAUAAUAUUAACGAUUACAACAAAGACAACAAUGAGAAUAAUAAUUAUAACAAUCAAAAAAUAUACGAGAAUAGAGAAGAACUUGAAAAUCUAAAUAACAUCGCAAGUAAAGAGCCUGAGAUCAUUGAAAUACUGGCUGGAGAAAAAGGCAAAGAAAUUGACUCUCAAAAAUUUUCGAGUGCACGUUUAAAAAGAAUUUCUGUAUUGAAUGAUGAUGAGCAAAUACCAACGAAAAAACAAAAAAUUGUAACACCACUAAUUGCUUCAGUACUCGAUAGAACUAAUACGACUGAUAGGAGUGCAAUGUUUAUAAUUGCUGCUGUCAUUAUCGGCUUAGGACAUAAUUUAAAUGAAUAUCAUUUAAGUGCUAGCACUGUGCGUCGAUGUCGAAUGGAAUUCCGAAAUAAGUUGUCAAAUGAUUUGAAAAACCAUCUUCAAAUAAACAAUUAUUUGGUGGCUCAUUUUGAUGGGAAAAUUCUCCAUGACAUUGUUGGACAUGAAAUGGUUGAUCGUAUUCCUGUGACAGUGUCUGGAAUGAACACGAGUCACCUUCUUGGUGCUCCGAAAAUUACGAAUGGAACAGGCCACCAACAAGCCGAUGCUGUUGUACAAAUUUUAAAAGAGUGGAAGCUUGACACUCGUGUAAAAGCACUAUGCUUCGAUACUACAAAUUCUAAUACCGGACGACUGAACGGAGCAGCGGUUUUAAUUGAAAAAAAAUUAUAAAAGAGUUUAUUGUACUUCCCUUGUCGUCAUCAUAUUAAUGAGAUAUUAUUAAAAUGUGUGUUUGAAAUUUAUUGGGGUGUACAGACAGGUCCAAACGUCGCUUUUUUUAAUGUCUUUCAAAAAAACUGGAAUAAAAUUAACCAACUACAAUAUGAAUGUGGAAUUAAAGACAAAAUAGUAAGACAAGCUAUUGGAAGUGAUGAAGAUGAAAUUUUGAGAUUAAUUGAAUAUCAUCUUGAGUUGAAACAGCCACGAGGUGACUACAAAGAAUUCCUAACAUUAACUUAUAUUUUUUUGGGUAAGAUACCACCAAAUGGAAUAAAAUUUAAAGUACCUG
Molecule: messenger RNA, 1651 nt
Organism: Aphidius gifuensis
Lineage: Eukaryota; Metazoa; Arthropoda; Insecta; Hymenoptera; Braconidae
Product: probable serine/threonine-protein kinase DDB_G0288147
Exons: 4
Coding region: 61-1314 (417 amino acids)
Source: RefSeq, a predicted model, not a curated record